Scedosporium apiospermum is the source of this 624-nucleotide messenger RNA. RefSeq lists its product as uncharacterized. The record is from RefSeq and is a predicted model, not a curated record. NCBI's taxonomy places the organism in Eukaryota, Fungi, Ascomycota, Sordariomycetes, Microascales, Microascaceae. The transcript is spliced from 4 exons. Gene Ontology annotation, cellular component: proteasome core complex, beta-subunit complex; proteasome core complex. Gene Ontology annotation, biological process: proteasome-mediated ubiquitin-dependent protein catabolic process. The coding region runs from base 1 to 624 and encodes 207 amino acids.
AUGUGUUUUUCUUCCCCCUUCUCCAUAAACGGCGGUGCCUGCGUGGCAAUGGUCGGCAAAGACUGCGUGGCCAUCGCCUGCGAUCUCCGCCUCGGCCUCCAAGCCCUCACCGUAUCCAACAACUUCCCCAAGAUCUUCCAAUACGGCGACGUAUUCCUCGGCCUCACCGGCCUGGCGACCGACGUCUCCACCGUCUCCGACCUCUUCCGCUACAAAGUCAACCUCUACCGCCUCCGCGAGGAGCGCAACAUCGCCCCCUCCACCUUCGCCAAUCUCGUCAGCAGCAGCCUCUACGAGCGCCGCUUCGGCCCCUGGUUCGUCAGCCCCGUCGUCGCGGGCCUCGAUCCCAAGACGGGGAAGCCGUUUAUUUGUGGGUUUGACAGCAUAGGCUGUAUCGACUUUGCGAAGGACUUUAUUGUUUCGGGAACGGCGACUGAGCAGUUGUUUGGAAUGUGUGAGAACCUCUGGGAGCCGGACUUGGGCCCUAAUGAAUUGUUCGAAACCAUUUCGCAAGCCCUGCUGAACGCUGUCGACCGUGACGCGCUUUCCGGCUGGGGUGCACAUGUCUACAUCAUCGAGAAGGACAAGGUGACGAAGAGGUUACUCAAGGGCAGGCAGGAUUAG